Penicillium roqueforti is the source of this 2535-nucleotide messenger RNA. RefSeq lists its product as uncharacterized. The transcript has 2 exons. Bases 1 to 2535 code for a protein of 844 amino acids. Lineage: Eukaryota; Fungi; Ascomycota; Eurotiomycetes; Eurotiales; Aspergillaceae. The record is from RefSeq and is a predicted model, not a curated record.
AUGACUUCCAACCAGCCAACUCUUCUUGAAUACGCCAGAUUCUACAACGUCGCAGAGGACUACACUAAGCUUUGUCCAAUUGAUUACGCAGACGAGACAUGUGAGCUGCCAAUUUAUGUUCCCAUUAUUGAGGGUCUCGAGCUCGAAAAUCCAGAGGAACGCCUCAAAGAAAUCGAUGAACGCUUCUGCACUGACCUCUUAAUGGAGAGGCUCGAAACUAAGCCUGAGGAUCUAGAGCUGCUGAGCGGAUGUCUCCAACUCGAUUCCGUCAAGGGAAACAUCUGGCGCGGCAUCCUUCCUCAAGUGAUGACCUCUGACAUCAAAGACGAGCCUAUUCUCCUCACAACUGAGGAUGAGAGAAUGAUCGCUUCGUCCGAGUUUCACGCUGCUUUCGCUCAGAGUCCGGCUACAUCUUCUUCGUCUUCUGCCCCGGUUCGUCUGGUUGUUCCUAGUGGUCCUGAUGUUCCUGUAGUUCCUGUGAACACGCGGGAUAUCUUUAAUUACUACAAUUCGGGCUUGCCUCAGUCAAACAUAGCUGAUGGUUUUACUAUUCCUCGCCAUGUUCCUGCCGCAUGCCCGAAUAUCACUAGUGCGACUUCUCAUCGUGAUGGGGACGCAUUUCCCCCCUUAAUGGGUUCAUCAGGGAUGGUGCCUCAGUUUGUCAGUAUUGAGACCGACUCUAUUGACUACGACAGCGGGGCUUAUGAUCGGUACACUCAUAAUGAGGCCGACCCCUUUGACUUCGAUAGCGAGGCUCACGGUCUGAGUGUACCGAACUCUGAGCAUCCCACUGAAAGCGAAUUCAGUGCAUUUGAUUUUGAGAACGCCGCGUCCUCACCUCCAUUCGUCGAUGUCAGUUCAUGCAACAAAUCGCAACCCACUUUCACUGAUGUUUCUCCCAAUCUGACCAAAGAAAAAGGAUUCUCCGUUGGCAGGGUUGACAGCCAGAAAGCGCAAGUACCGAGAGCUUUGAAGGGCAAGAAAGGAACGAAGGCUUUUUUGGAACCUGUGGCGGAUCCAGGAAUACCUUGUGAACAGGAGGGAGUCGUGGCUGCUUCUCUCAGUACGCUUCAUGAAGGCAAAAUCGUGUCAAGGGGCUGUUCGAGUUCCUCAGUAACCCGGCCAGCAAACGAUCAAAUCAUCACCCAGCUAGCCCGAGAUUCGCAGAAUGCAAACGAUAACAAUGUUUCCUUCAAACCUCCUUACGAGCAAAACCUCAGUACUACGGCAACACAUAUUUCCUCAGACAUGGACAAGAGAGAGUCUUGCCUCGCUCAGAUGGAACUGUUUCGUAUGAAAUUGGGCUACAAGUCACCCUCCACAGGAUUGAGACAAGACCCUUUCAAGCCUCCACUUCCUAUUUCUUCUGUAGAUUCUAAAAAGACACCGAAACCACUCAAAGCAGUGUCUGGUGACCUCGGGUCGCUAUCCUUAUUUAUGCGAACCAGAGGCAGUGAUGGAGGAUAUAUCACCUCGUCGAAUGAUCCGUCGUCCCUUUCCCUGUCAGGGUCCACAAGAAUUGGAGAAGGCGAGUUCUCAAACGACCCUUCACAGAUGGGUGACAGUCCCCCAGACCCUAAUGAUAGACCCUCGGGUCUGUCUCGCUCGCCGAGCCCUGCCUUCGCCAUGCAGGAGAUCGUGACCAGAUCGGCAUUCUACCCGCCCCCGAGGUUCUUCUUGUCUACCACCCUCCUAACCACUCACCCGUUAGUCGUGCGAGAUAUGGAGGGGUGGCCAACUAAUCCACCCAAGUUGAUCUACAGAAACUAUGAGAACGCUGAUUCCCGAUACCAGUGUGAUGCAGAGAUCCUUCUGGCACCUGAUACUGGACUUAUUCUGACAACCCCGCAUGAACUGACCCAGCGGUAUCUUCCAGGGCAUGGACCAAGGGAUACAAGGUUCAAUGGAAUCGCGGGAAUUAAUUCCCCGUUCAGGGAAAAGAUUUUCCGCCUCAUGCAUCGAUAUAUGCUUCUAGUUAUCCUCAUCUGCAAACCUGACAGGGCAGACGUCAGCAGAGUUGCGAAUGCUUCUCUGAGAAGAGAAAGCCAGUCGCUCGCUGAAUUUUGUGACAGCUACGAGGAACUAUCCACAACGUUACUGAUACCGAUCCCGAACCACUCGUUAUACAUUGUAUUGUGGUGUUUCGGAAUGGGGAGACUUCGAUACGAUUUGUUUCCCGCUGAGAUGAUGGAAAAUAUCACAGACGAGGAGUCCGACUAUGAAGUCGCUCUCCGCGACCUGGGGAUUAAUCCUUUCGCGGCGCGCUUCAUUUUGGAUAACAUUCGCGUUCGUGAUUUCAGCCAAUAUCCACCUUCCUUUCCCUCUCAUGAGACAAUUGUCAAUGCCAGCGCAGAUUCAAUGGCUUUCGAUGUGUUUAUAAAUAUGGAACGCUCGCGGAGGAUUAGGGAAUACGGGUCUACUAUCGGCGCGGAGCUGAUGUACAGGGUGUCGGAGGUGAUUGAAUCAAUGGCGCACUCGAGCACCGAGAAUGAGACCGGCGAGGAUAUGUACGGUACUCAGAUCAGCAUUGAUUAG